Arvicola amphibius (Eurasian water vole) is the source of this 3141-nucleotide messenger RNA. It is a transcript of the gene Ubtf, whose product is annotated as upstream binding transcription factor. NCBI's taxonomy places the organism in Eukaryota, Metazoa, Chordata, Mammalia, Rodentia, Cricetidae. The transcript has 21 exons. The record is from RefSeq and is a predicted model, not a curated record. The coding region runs from base 255 to 2549 and encodes 764 amino acids.
CACAGCCGCCGCCGCCACAGCAGCAGCAGCCGCCGCCCCAACGCCGCCGCCGCCGCGCCCGGAGGAGGAGCCGCUGCCGCCGCGGGAGGGAGUUGCGGCUGUGCCCGGCCGAGCGGGGGAGGGCGCCGAGCUCAGAGCCGGGAAGGGAGCCGUCGGAGCGGGAAGCUCAGAGGCCGCGCUGCGCCGGGGUGAGGUGGCUUUGACCCCGGGUUGCCCGGCCAGCGCGACCGAGGAGGUGGCUGGACAGCUGGAGAAUGAACGGAGAAGCAGACUGUCCCACAGACCUGGAAAUGGCCGCUCCCAAAGGCCAAGACCGCUGGUCCCAGGAAGAUAUGCUGACUCUGCUGGAGUGCAUGAAGAACAACCUUCCAUCCAACGAUAGCUCCAAGUUCAAAACCACAGAGUCGCAUAUGGACUGGGAAAAGGUGGCGUUUAAGGACUUUUCGGGAGACAUGUGCAAGCUCAAAUGGGUGGAGAUCUCUAAUGAGGUGAGGAAGUUCCGUACACUGACGGAAUUGAUUCUUGAUGCUCAGGAACAUGUUAAAAAUCCUUACAAAGGCAAAAAACUCAAGAAACACCCAGAUUUCCCAAAGAAGCCUCUCACACCUUAUUUCCGCUUCUUCAUGGAGAAGCGGGCCAAAUAUGCGAAACUUCACCCCGAGAUGAGCAACCUGGACCUGACCAAGAUUCUAUCUAAGAAAUACAAGGAGCUUCCAGAAAAGAAGAAGAUGAAAUAUAUUCAGGACUUCCAGAGGGAGAAACAGGAGUUCGAGCGAAACCUGGCCCGAUUCAGGGAGGAUCACCCUGACCUUAUCCAGAAUGCCAAGAAGUCGGACAUCCCCGAGAAGCCCAAAACUCCCCAGCAACUGUGGUAUACCCAUGAGAAGAAGGUGUAUCUCAAAGUGCGGCCGGAUGCCACUACGAAGGAGGUGAAGGACUCCCUGGGGAAGCAGUGGUCUCAGCUCUCGGACAAAAAGAGGCUGAAAUGGAUUCAUAAGGCCCUGGAGCAGCGGAAGGAGUACGAGGAGAUUAUGCGUGAUUAUAUACAGAAGCACCCCGAGCUUAACAUCAGCGAGGAAGGAAUCACCAAAUCUACCCUCACCAAGGCCGAACGCCAGCUCAAGGACAAGUUUGAUGGGCGACCCACCAAGCCACCUCCGAACAGCUACUCCUUGUACUGUGCAGAGCUCAUGGCCAACAUGAAGGAUGUGCCCAGCACAGAGCGCAUGGUGCUAUGCAGCCAGCAGUGGAAGCUGCUCUCCCAGAAGGAAAAGGAUGCCUAUCAUAAGAAGUGCGACCAGAAAAAGAAAGAUUAUGAGGUAGAACUGCUGCGGUUCCUGGAGAGCUUGCCCGAGGAGGAGCAGCAGCGGGUCCUCGGGGAGGAAAAGAUGUUGAACAUCAAUAAGAAGCAGACCACCAGUCCAGCCUCCAAGAAGCCUUCUCAGGAAGGUGGCAAGGGCGGCUCUGAAAAGCCCAAGCGGCCUGUGUCUGCCAUGUUCAUUUUCUCAGAGGAGAAGCGACGGCAGCUACAGGAGGAGCGGCCUGAGCUCUCAGAAAGCGAGCUUACCCGCCUGCUGGCCCGCAUGUGGAACGACUUGUCAGAGAAGAAGAAGGCUAAAUAUAAGGCCCGAGAGGCUGCACUGAAGGCACAGUCUGAGAGGAAGCCAGGUGGAGAGCGUGAAGAGCGGGGCAAGCUGCCUGAGUCACCCAAGAGAGCUGAGGAAAUCUGGCAGCAGAGUGUCAUCGGAGAUUAUCUGGCUCGCUUCAAGAAUGACCGGGUGAAAGCCUUGAAGGCCAUGGAGAUGACUUGGAACAACAUGGAAAAGAAGGAGAAGCUGAUGUGGAUUAAAAAGGCAGCAGAAGACCAAAAACGAUAUGAGAGGGAGUUAAGUGAGAUGCGGGCCCCUCCAGCUGCUCCGAACUCUUCCAAGAAGAUGAAGUUCCAGGGGGAGCCCAAGAAACCUCCCAUGAACGGUUACCAGAAGUUCUCCCAGGAGCUGCUGUCCAACGGGGAGCUGAAUCACCUGCCACUGAAGGACCGCAUGGUAGAGAUCGGCAGCCGCUGGCAGCGCAUCUCCCAGAGCCAGAAGGAACACUAUAAAAAACUGGCUGAGGAGCAGCAAAAACAGUACAAGGUGCACUUGGACCUCUGGGUCAAGAGCCUGUCUCCCCAGGACCGUGCAGCAUACAAAGAGUACAUCUCCAAUAAACGUAAGAACAUGACUAAGCUUCGAGGCCCAAAUCCUAAGUCCAGCCGGACCACCCUGCAGUCUAAGUCGGAGUCGGAGGAUGAGGAGGACGAGGAGGAGGAUGACGACGAUGACGAGGAGGAAGAGGAAGAUGAUGAGAAUGGGGACUCCUCUGAGGAUGGAGGGGAUUCUUCUGAGUCUAGCAGCGAAGAUGAGAGCGAGGAUGGAGAUGAGAACGAGGAUGAUGAUGAGGACGAGGAUGACGACGAGGAUGACGAUGAGGAUGAAGACAAUGAGUCUGAGGGCAGCAGCUCCAGCUCUUCCUCUUCAGGGGACUCCUCAGACUCUGAUUCCAACUAAGGCUCACCCCUACCCUGGGCAGGCAGCCAAGGAGAGCCACUGCAGAGCUCCCUCCCCAACUGACCACCUUUGUCUCUUCCUGUGUUCUGUCCCCUGUCCCCUCAGCCUCCCCCACUUUCUUUCUUUCUUCCUUUUUUUUUUUUUUUUUUUUUAAAUCAGUGGGGGUAGGAGGCUGCACGAGCCCAGGCUAGGACUCUGCAGUCUUGGAGCCAUCAGCUCCAGGGGUUCUCCAGGGACAGCAACCAUCAGACUGAGCCAGCAUUGGACCGACCCACCCCACCCCUUUUCUGCACUUGCAGAGCUGACAUGGACAAUGGACCAGGGAGUUUGGGGGUGGGAGUGUGUCCUGAAGAGUUCGGUGAGGCCUCCACACCUGCAGCCUGCACCAAGGUGGAUGUUCAGGGGAGUCUUUCCUUCCCAGAGGGGCUUGCCGCCUGGACUCCCACAUUGAACUGGAGGGAGAGAAGGGUGCUGCCUUCAAGAAAGCGGGCGGCCAUGUCCCUCUCCCCUGCCCCUGCAGGAAGGAGCUGCCUGGACCCGUUCAUGGGGGAGGGGCAGAGUGUUUUUUAUAUAUGUGUAUAUAUUUUUUUUU